CAUUGACAUAACUGCUAAAUUUGAAUGAGUAUAACAUUUAUUAAAGAUGUUUUUGUUUAAACUGUUAGCAAUUUUUCUUCUUCCCCUGCUGUCUCAUCAAAACAGUGAUUGUUCUCUUCCAUCUUGGAGCUCUGGAGCGCUUCACGGUGGCACUCCCAGGCAGGCAGCUCCCCUGAGUGAGUCACAAGGUCCGGACGUGUCCGCUCCACUUCCCUGAGUGGGCCAGGGCGUACCUCACCUCCCCUUCUCUCAUUCCCAGCUCUCCUCAGCCCUCUCCGCUGCGCUGUCCUUGUGCUUCUCCCCUUUCAUGCCCCCGGUCCUCUCCAUUACGGUGGAUUCAUGCUCAGCUCUCGCCCUCCUCGGUCGCCAUGCAGAACAACCACCAGAAGGAGCAUCUCUAUAAGAUCCUUGUGAUAGGGGACCUCGGGGUCGGCAAGACCAGCAUCAUCAAGCGCUACGUCCACCACAACUUCAGCCCCAACUACCGCGCCACCAUCGGGGUGGACUUCGCACUUAAAGUCCUCAACUGGGACCAGGAGACGGUGCGUCUGCAGCUGUGGGACAUCGCAGGUCAGGAGAGGUUCGGCAACAUGACCCGGGUGUACUACCGCGAGGCCAUGGGCGCGUUCAUCGUGUUCGAUGUCACAAGGCCCGCCUCCUUUGAGGCCGUCACCAAAUGGAAGGAGGACUUGGAUUCCAAACUGACACUUGCCAAUGGGAAACAUGUAGCCACUGUGCUUUUGGCCAAUAAAUGUGACCAGGGCCGUGACGUACUGACCAAUAAUGGAAUAAAGAUGGAGCAGUUCUGCCAGGAAAACGGCUUCGUGGGAUGGUAUGAGACGUCUGCUAAGGAAAACAUCAACAUCGACGAAGCAGCUAACUGCCUGGUGAAACACAUCAUUGCCAGUGAGAGCGACAUGCUCCAAUCAGAAGUCCCCGACACCAUCACCCCCCAGUUAGAGAAGGACAAAGGCGGGACAUGCUCGUCCUGCUUCAGAUCCCAGUAACAGCUCCUGACAGUUGGAUGUCCUUUUGUAUCUCGUUAAGACACAAAGUCGAGUUUGUCUUUGAGCAGGAGGCGGUGGAAGGAGAAUGACUUUGGCUGUUUUUUUAAGAAGCGUGUGUGGGUGCCAACUCGUUUCCUGUCUGGUGGC
This is a messenger RNA of Acanthopagrus latus (yellowfin seabream), 1154 nucleotides long. RefSeq names its product RAB38a, member RAS oncogene family (gene rab38a). The record is from RefSeq and is a predicted model, not a curated record. Gene Ontology annotation, biological process: vesicle-mediated transport. The transcript has 3 exons. The coding region runs from base 369 to 1007 and encodes 212 amino acids. Gene Ontology annotation, molecular function: GTPase activity; GTP binding. Gene Ontology annotation, cellular component: vesicle; Golgi apparatus; trans-Golgi network. NCBI's taxonomy places the organism in Eukaryota, Metazoa, Chordata, Actinopteri, Spariformes, Sparidae.